AUGGCUGCCACUGUACGAGCAGCUACUGCUUCGAACGCUCGUAUCCUCUCUUCUUUACAACCACCUCCAAAUGUUGUUAUCGUGGGUGGUACAUCAGGUAUUGGUCGAGCAAUAGCUCUUUCAAUAGCUCGGCAUUGUCCAUCUGCUAAUAUUACCAUUAUUGGACGAAAUGAAUCUGCUGCCAAUGAUAUUCUACCACAAUUAGGUUCAAAUCCAAAAUUUCUUCGUGCUGAUGUCUCACUAAUGUCUGAAAUUCGAGCCGUAACAAAGAAGAUAAACGCUGUUGACAUGCUAGUACUAACUCAAGGUAUUUUAACUAUGACUGGUCGAACACCAACAAUAGAAAAUAUUGACAAUAAACUGGCUUUACAUUACUACGGUCGAAUUUUAUUCGUACAAGAACUUCUUCCACUACUUCGGUCAUCACCAAAUGGUGGUAAAGUUCUAUUUGUAUUGGACAGUGUUAAUGGAAAUCCAUCUAAAAUUAAUUGGAAUGAUAUGGCACUUGAAAAUACAUAUUCUCUUUCGUCUGCUGCCAAUCAUGCAUUAUCAUUUACUGAUCAUGCUAUCCAAUAUUUUGCCUCACAACCAGAAAAUACAAAUGUAACAUUUACUCAUGCGUAUCCAGGAGUUGUACGCACAAAUCUGAGCGAUAAUUUACCUUUUUGGGCUCGAUUACCAUUAAAAUGUAGCUUAGCCAUAGGCUUAGGAAUUACUCCAGAAGAUUGUGCUGAACUAAUGGUGCAUGGAAUGCUUGGAACAGACAAAGGUUGUAGAUAUGUCGAUAAUAAAGGACGAACAGUAAUAAAAAAGAUUCCAUUACAAGAAGAUAUGGUUGCAAAAGUUUGGGAACAUACAUCUCGAAUGAUUUCUUUGAAUUAA
Rotaria sp. Silwood1 is the source of this 882-nucleotide messenger RNA. The record is from the annotation of a GenBank genome assembly. Lineage: Eukaryota; Metazoa; Rotifera; Eurotatoria; Philodinida; Philodinidae.